UGUGGUCCUGAUGAAGUAACACUGUGAUCCAGAUGCACGGCGCAGGUAAACGAGCCAAUCACUGUGGCUCCAGCAGGAGGGGGCUGGCAGCUCUGCUCAGCAGCGCACCACAAAGUUGCAGAGCAUCGCCGAAUCCCCGCCUGCUCCGCCUUCACUUGGUAUCUGUCACACCUGCAGCGUGCCUCUCCUCCAGACUACUGCCGUUACUUUACUUCAAGCUUUCCCGUUCAACGAGCGAUCCGCCCUAUCACGGUGUUUCUCGACGCGUUUCAAAGAUGCUGGCUUGUACGGAGAUGAUCACUAUGUGCCUGCAGUCGGCCAAACAGAAGCAUCUUCGGGCUCAGCAGCAUCAGCAGCCGCUGCACAGCGCCGGACAAGGGCUUACUAUCUUUCAUGAUAUUUUCCGCCGAGCAGACAAAAAUGAUGAUGGCAAGCUGACCUUUGAAGAGUUCAAUACCUACUUUGCGGAUGGAAUCCUGACUACUGAGGAGCUACAGGAGCUUUUCUACUCCAUAGAUGGCCGACAAAAUAACAAUCUGGACACUGACAAGUUAUCAGAUUAUUUUUCUCAGCACCUGGGGGAGUAUCUCAGUGUACUUUCAGCUCUGGAGAGCCUGAAUGUUGCCAUUUUAAAGGCAAUGGAUAAAACUAAAGAGGAAUACCAGGGUUCCAGUGUGUUGGGCCAGUUUGUCACAAGGUUUAUGCUAAGAGAGACAUCCAGUCAGCUACUGUCUCUACAGAGGUCCCUGCAGUGUGCCAUGGAGGCUGUGGAGGAGCAAAGCAGCCCUGCCCCGAGAGAGGUAAAGGCACCAGAGCUGACAGCAGUACAGAGGAAUGGCAAGCGGUGUGGUCGCAGGAUCCAUAACAACCUGUGCAUGUCCCCAUCAGAUCCUUGCUCUAGCAUCCUGACCACGGGUGUGUGCAUGGAAGAGGGAGAGAACUGGUGUUCUCAAAUCAACAGGCUGCAGACGCUGCUGGAUAAACUGGAGUGUCAGGGUCCCAAGUUGGAGCCACUGAAAGAGGACACACUGGCCAGCACGUACAAGUCUAACAUCCUUCUUGUUCAGAGGCAGAUGUCAGUGACCGAUGAAGAUUUUGACAACUUCCGGAAAGUUCUGAAGAGCUAUAUCGAUGUCACCGCAGCCCACUCUGACAACCUGCAUGUGUCCGUUCAGAAGCUCCCGGGAAAGUUGAGUUACAUAAUGUAUGAGUUCUGGCAAGACCGCAUCUCCUGGAUGAGCUACCUGCAGUCCAACAGCAGUAAAGACUUUCAGCGCUGUGUCAUUGACAUGUUGGAGGAUGCUGAAGUAGUUUCUACCAUGUUGCUCCCAGCUUCCUGGUGGAUUAUGACUAACAACUAGCAAGUGAAUCCAGAAUGUCACAUCUACUGCCUACACUGUCACACGGACAAAGACACACUGGUGUAUCAACCCGCUCACCCACACAUGUAACAUGCAAACACACACACACACACACACACACACACACACACACACACACAGACACGCACACAGACAAAUUAAAAGGCAUCCAUGUGUUUGAAAGCAACAGGAGACAGAGACAAUGGUGUCAUAGAGCGUUCUCCAGCAGCAUAUUUUAAUGUUCCUCUGUCUACGACAGCUUAUUAUUGUGCCGCUUAUAUCAGAAGGGAUAGUUGCACCCUAUAGCCGAUAUUGACUUGAAAGUGACUGAUUCUCUUCAAUGCAAAAGCCUGUCUCUUACUCGGCCUCCUCGCUCCUGCAGUGUUUGUCUGGUAUUAUGCCAGUGGCGAACAACCAAAAAGAUGCUAGUAUAGGCUACUAGAGCACAUCCAUUUGGGAUGAAAAUUACCAUGCCAGUAGUGUCAUUGUGCUUUUAAUGAGUUGUUUACUGUUUGAAUACAAUUACAGUAAGUAGGAAGAAUCAGCAGAGAGGAUGAAAAGAUGAAGGUUUCUGCAGCCUAAACAUGCAUGCUGAUGACUGUGGCCAAGAGCUUUCAGUAAUAGUUCCUUUAACUCCUGGCUGUACAUGCUGUAUGAUACUGUAGCACUGUUAUUCUUUCAUUAGCUACUGUCAUGUGCACAGAAUACCAAAAAAAGCUAUCGAUAAAAAAGCUACCCCUGCCCUGACAUCUGCAGUAUAUACUAGUGGUCAGUUAUUUAUAUUAGUUACAUCUCCUUUGAGACACACUCUUUGUCUCAAAUGUAAAAGUAUCUAAAAAAGUGUGGAUAUUAAAAGGAAUUAACACUUUCAAUUUAACAGAUUUCAUUGCAUCACUAAGUUAUGACGACAAUAUAUAUUUAAUGUAUUUAUUUUGGUUAUGGUAGAGUAUUCCAUCUGUACAUAUGGAACACAGAUAUAUUCAUAUUUCUGUUGUGUCUUAGUUUCGUAAUGUACCCCACCAAUUGUAAGCAAACUAAAAAGCAACUGUAAUAAAAUCAUUAAAGCUACUAAUUGUUUUGACAGGUGAAAAA
Messenger RNA from Sander lucioperca (pikeperch), 2453 nucleotides. It is a transcript of the gene necab3, whose product is annotated as N-terminal EF-hand calcium binding protein 3. Gene Ontology annotation, biological process: regulation of amyloid precursor protein biosynthetic process. The transcript has 13 exons. NCBI's taxonomy places the organism in Eukaryota, Metazoa, Chordata, Actinopteri, Perciformes, Percidae. The coding region runs from base 33 to 1361 and encodes 442 amino acids. Gene Ontology annotation, cellular component: endoplasmic reticulum; Golgi cis cisterna; cytoplasm. The record is from RefSeq and is a predicted model, not a curated record. Gene Ontology annotation, molecular function: calcium ion binding.